Didymodactylos carnosus is the source of this 1284-nucleotide messenger RNA. Lineage: Eukaryota; Metazoa; Rotifera; Eurotatoria; Philodinida; Philodinidae. The record is from the annotation of a GenBank genome assembly.
AUGGGGAAAGAUACUAAACGUAAAUCUCAGUUAAAGAAUUUGCGAAUCAAAAAACGAACAAGUUCAAGCUAUUCUGAAAAACAGACAGAUUCAUCUAGCGAAGAAGAAGGCGAUUUAAUGUUUCAACUUCCAGGUGACACUGAUUUCACUUCCAAAGAAGUAUUAGACACUCUCAACGAGCUAAUGUCACUUUGUAAACAAAACUCAAACACAAAAUGUUUGAGCGUCUUAUUGUAUAUGUCACUUAGACACUUCAGUGUGUCUUAUCGAGAUGCUGAUAAAUUUUUGGACGCAAUUGGUGCUUUUAAAGCAGAAACAUGUCAUACUCACAGUGAUAGACUUCUCCACUAUGGUGUCGAUAGAUUCGCAACCGAUUUACGUGGAGGAAAACGUGGUGAUAGCUUCUGGGACUCGUUCCCAGACAUUGAACACGAUGCACGUCAGUUCAGUAUUGAAGCCUGUACCAGAAAAAAUGCAUCUUUUACGGUGGAGGAACUGGCUAAGUUUGUUGACGAAAAGUUCUUCGAAGUCACUGGUUUAACGAAGGAUGAUCCCGGUUUUAUUCGUUCAACUCAGAGUUUACGGCUCGAUUUGAAAGCUUGGGGAAUCACUUACACCAAUAACCGAAGCCGACCCUACUUUUUGGGCCAAGAAAAACCAGAAGUUGUACUCCACAGAGAACAGGUCAUCAACUAUUUUCUUUCGAGAGAACAAUUUUAUUUCCACGUGUCUGACGGUAAUGAUCCGAAAUGGCUUAUUCCAACCGUUCCAGAACCAGUUGUACUAUUAUGUGAGCAUUUCUCUGUUUUUCUGCUCGCGUCAGUCAUUCAUUCUGAGUUUUUUUGCUAUUUUUUAAGGUCACGACGAAAGUACAUUUCGGUCAAACGAAAUCUCUCAUAAACGAUGGAUAGCAGAAGGUCACGAACCUUUUUUCGUCAAAUGAAAAGGGCGGUCUCUGAUGGUGUCUGACUUCCUCGUUGCACAUCCGUCUUCACCCUUCUUUCGUCUCAACGAUUCUGAGUAUAAAGCGGCUCUAAAGAAGUACCCGGAGCUCUCAAAAACAUCUGGGAUCAACCACGAAGAAAAUUCUGCCACUGCUUCGAUUGCAAUUGGCACAGACAAUUAUUUUACCAACGAAGUGGUUUUGGAACAAUUUGAACGUUUAUUCAAAUUGUUACCCUUCAAAAAAGAGUACAAAAAUUGUAAGGUUGAAAUACUCGUCGAUAACGCGACGACACACACUACGAAACUCUACUCUGUAAACGAUUUCCCGAAAGGUGAAGG